Hippopotamus amphibius kiboko is the source of this 6692-nucleotide messenger RNA. RefSeq names its product MAM and LDL receptor class A domain containing 1 (gene MALRD1). The record is from RefSeq and is a predicted model, not a curated record. NCBI's taxonomy places the organism in Eukaryota, Metazoa, Chordata, Mammalia, Artiodactyla, Hippopotamidae. Gene Ontology annotation, molecular function: protein binding. Gene Ontology annotation, cellular component: membrane. The transcript is spliced from 41 exons. Bases 1 to 6627 code for a protein of 2208 amino acids.
AUGGAGAACACAGGGGAGGUUGUAAUCAGCAGUGAACCGCAGAAGUUUCCAGUCAUAAGAGGCAAAUCUGGAAACCGAAGAGAAAAGAAAAAGGAUGUUUCUAAUUAUGGACUCAUCUAUGACAGCGGCCUGAUCUCUAAGAAGACAGAGCCAGCAGUGCUCCUCUGCCUGGCCAGAAUGUUAGCUUUCUCAAGGAAUGACGCUUCCGGUGUCCUUUGGGUUUCCUGUGUUUUCAUCUCUGUACUGGUUCGGCAUGCAACUGAAGCCUUUCGGUGUGACAAUGGGGUCUCCUUGCCUCCUGACAAUGUGUGUGACUUCACAGAUCAGUGUGGCGACUUGAGCGAUGAGCAGCAGUGCUCCAGUUUUGAAAGAUGUGAUUUUGAGGAUGGGCUCUGUAGUAUGACGCAAGAUCAGAGUCUGCGACUUGGCUGGACAAGGAGGAAUGGGAUGGCUGGCCCAUCACCGCCCUUUUAUGAUCACAACGGUGAUAUGUCUGCUCACUUCCUCUCAUUGGUCCCCAACGUGGAUUCUACUUCCUCAAACUUAAGAAGCAGAGUUUUUCUUCCCACGAAUAACCAACAUGUUUGUCAGAUUACAUUUUAUUACUUCUCCGGCCAAAUGAACGGCACGUUAACGGCUGGCUUUCAAACUACCUGUGGUGGUCCUAUACGGUAUUUAUGGCAAAACAUGGCUGGGCUUCAGAAUCAGUGGGAGAGGAAUGUCAUCAAAAUCCAGAGCCCCCAGAGAUUUCAGGUUAUUUUUCAAGGCCAAAUGAUUUCAACUCAUGAACAAGAUGAAGUCAUAGCUAUUGAUGAUAUAUCUUUCAGCUCAGGCUGCUUGCCUGCAAAUGAUGAAAUUUUACCAUGUCAAGAAACAUCCAAUACCGAGAAGGAACAAUGCCAUCCAGAUAUAAGUCUCUGCAGAUUUGAUUCCACAGAUGAAGGAUUGAGGUUGUGUCAGGCCUGUGGAUUUGAAUUUGACAUGUGUGACUGGGUAUCAGAAGCAUCUGCUGUUCAAAUUUCCUGGAUGCGCACAAAAGCAAGAGAAAUUCCUGUGUUGGAAUCUACACCUCAGCUGGAUCAAAGCAUUGAUGGUGAAGGUUACUAUAUGUGGGUAGGGGCUAAGCAUGCUUCUACUCCUAACCAUUUAGACAGCAGGGCUUAUCUAAAUAGCUCUUUGUUUCACUGCUUGGGCAAGAGCUGUCAUCUUCAAUUCUAUUACUCUAUGGAAAACAGUGUUCUGAGAGUACUACUGUAUAAUAAUAAGGAAGAAGAAAUAUUUUGGACAUACAACACAUCAACUCACAGAAAAUGGGUGAAAGCAGAUGUGUUAAUACCAGAAGGACUGAAGACAUUUAAGAUUAUUUUUGAAGGGAGUAUUUUGAGCCAGAAAGGUUUUAUUGGGCUUGAUCAGCUCUGGGUCUACGCCUGUGCACAGGCCCCAUCCAGACAGCUUUGCUCUGCAGCUGAAUUCACGUGUGCCAGCGGCCAGUGCAUUGCCCAAGAAUCGGUCUGUGACUCUCGGCGGGACUGCUCUGAUUCGAGUGAUGAGGACCCAGCGACCUGCUCAAGUCUUCUCAGGUGUGGCUUUGAGUCUGGUUUCUGCGGCUGGGAGCCAUUCCUCACAGAAGAUUCACACUGGGGAUUGCUGAAAGGGGUGAGCAGUGUAGGCCAUCAUCUUCCUGAUGCUGAGAACACAACAAACACAAAUCAUGGGUCAUUUAUUUAUUUGGGGGCACAUCGAUCGCCUGCAGUGGCCAAGCUUGGAAGUCCUAUUAUUACAAAAUCACUCAAUGCCUCUACCCCAUGUCAGGUGCGGUUUUGGUAUCGUUUGUCUCAGCACUCACAUCUUUCAGUUUUCACAAGAACAUCACUGGAUGGGAAUUUGCAGAAGCACAGUGAUUUAAUCGGAAUCUCCGAAUCUCAGUGGAGAAGAGCAGAAAUCGAUCUCCUUGCGAAGGCUGGAGAAUCUACUCUGCCUUUUCAGAUACUUUUAGAAGCUACUGUUUUAUCACCAAAUGCUACCGUUGCUCUAGAUGAUAUCAGCGUAUCCCAGGAAUGUGAAAUUUCAUAUAAGACACUUCCAAGUACUAGCAUACAAAGCAAAGUUUCCAAUUGUGACUUUGAAGCACAUAGCUGUGGCUGGUUUGAAGCAGCCAGUGGUGACGAUUUCGAGUGGACGUGGAGCUCUCCAAGUAACCUCUCUGCUGAUGUGCAGCAACAGGCCCCGCCCCAGGACCACAGUCACAACACAUCUCAAGGGCACUUUAUGUUCAUCCUGAAGAAAAGCAACAGCUUAUCACAAAUUGCUAAACUCCAGAGCCCAACUUUCAGCCAGACAGCAGCUAGAUGCACACUUUCCUUCUGGUUUUAUAACUAUGGCCUAUCAGUGGGAGCAGCUGAGUUACAGCUACAGAUGGAAAAUUCCAGUGACUCCACGGUACUCUGGAGAGUACUAUAUAACCAGGGCAACCAGUGGUCACAGGCCGUUGUUCAGCUCGGACGCCUCACUCAGCCCUUCCGUUUGUCACUACAUAAAGUCAGUCUUGGCAUUUAUGAUGGGGUCUCAGCUAUUGAUGAUGUCAGAUUUGAAGACUGCAUUCUUCCACCCCCCUCGAAGAGCUGCGAAGAGCCAGAUAAUUUCUGGUGUCUACACACUAAAGCUUGCGUAAAAAAGCUUCAGUUAUGUGAUCUGGUGGAUGAUUGUGGUGAUUAUACUGAUGAGGUCAACUGUGUACCUGAAUUUCAAUGUAGCUUUGAAAAUGGAAUUUGUAACUGGGAACAAGAUACAGAGGAUGACUUCGAUUGGACCAGGAACCAGGGCCCAACAUCGACAUUUAAUACAGGGCCGAUGAAGGAUAAUACUUUGGGCACAGCUAAAGGACACUAUCUCUACAUAGAAUCUUCUGAACCACAGGUUUUCCAACACCGAGCUGCUUUACUCAGCCCGAUCCUUAACGCCACUGAUGCAGAGGGCUGCACCUUCCGCUUGUAUUACCACAUGUUCGGAAAGCACAUUUACAGGCUGGCCAUCUACCAGCGAACCUGGAACAACACAAGGGGACAGCUGCUGUGGCAGAUAUUUGGGAAUCAAGGCAACAUUUGGCUAAGGAAACGCCUCAGCAUUUUCAGCAGGCGGCCUUUUCAGAUUUUGGUGGAAGCUUCAGUGGGAGAUGGCUUCACUGGAGACAUUGCAAUUGAUGAUUUGUCGUUUAUGGACUGCACUCUUUACCCUGGUCAUUUGCCAGUCAACCUUCCAGCUCCACCAGGAACUUCAGUUCCAGUAACAUUACCUCCGCACAACUGUACAGACAAUGAGUUUGUUUGCAGGUCUGAUGGUCAAUGUGUUGAAAAUAUCCAGAAAUGUGAUUUUAGAUAUGACUGCCCUGACAAAUCAGAUGAAUCAUCCUGCGCUAUGGAAGUUUGCAGCUUUGAAAAAGGAAGCCUGUGUAAAUGGUACCAGCCAAUCUCAGAAACAUUACUUCAAGAUUCAAACACAUUCCGGUGGGGACUUGGUAAUGGAUCCAGUAUUCAUCAUGGGGAGGAAUAUCACAGGCCAUCGGUGGAUCAUACUACAAACACAGCAGAUGGCUGGUACCUGUAUGCUGAUAGCUCAAAUGGAAAAUUUGGUGACAUGGCCGACAUCCUCACUCCCGUUAUAUCACGCACGGGACCAAAAUGUACCCUGGUUUUCUGGACUCAUAUGAAUGGUGCCACAGUUGGUUCUCUCCAGGUACUUAGCAGGAAAGACAAUGUUACUUCUAAAUUGUGGGCUCAAAGCGGACAGCAAGGUGCACAGUGGAAAAAAGUAGAGGUGUUUUUAGGCGUUCAUUCCCAUAUACAGAUUGUCUUCAGGGCAAAACGUGGUAUCAGUUACAUUGGAGAUGUAGCUGUGGAUGAUAUUUCCUUUCAAGAUUGUUCCCCCCUACUUAGCGCAGACAGAGCGUGUACGGCUCAAGAAUUCACGUGCGCUAACAAGCACUGCAUUGCCAAGGACAAGCUGUGUGAUUUUGUGAACGAUUGUGCUGAUAAUUCAGACGAGGCUCCUUUCAUCUGUGGUACCUCCAGUGGGUGCUGUGACUUUGAGUUUGAUCUCUGUUCCUGGGAUCAGGAGCAGGAUGACGACCUUGACUGGAACCUGAAGUCCAGCAGCAUCCCUGCUACAGGCACUGAACCAGCUGCUGAUCACACCUUGGGAACUUCAUCUGGUCAUUACAUCUUUAUAAAGAGCUUGUUCUCUCAGCAGCCCAUGAGAGUAGCCAGAAUUUCAAGCCCAGUCAUAAGCAGAAGAAGCAAAAACUGCAAGAUAAUUUUUCAUUAUCACAUGUAUGGAAAUGGCAUUGGAGUGCUCACCUUGAUCCAGGUAUCAGUUUCAAACCAAACGAAGGUCCUACUUAACCUUACUGUAGAACAAGGCAAUUUCUGGCAGCGGGAAGAACUAUCCCUGUCUGGUGAUGAGGACUUCCAACUCAAAUUUGAAGGCAGAGUUGGGAAAGGCCACCAUGGAGAUAUUGCACUGGAUGACAUUGUGCUUACAAAGAACUGCCUAUCAUUCCAUCACUUCUUGAAAGAGGAACUCAAAGUGCCUCUUCCAACAGGUUACUGUCCACAUGGCUAUCGGGAAUGUCAGAAUGGCAAAUGUUAUAAACCGGAGCAAAGCUGUAAUUUUGUAGAUGACUGUGGGGAUUACACUGAUGAAAACGAGUGUGGUAGCUCCUGUACUUUUGAAAAAGGCUGGUGUGGUUGGCAAAACUCCUUGGCGGAAAACUUUGAUUGGGUUUUGGGGCUUGGCUCUCCUCAAAGCCUAAGACCUCCCAGAGACCACACACUUGGAAAUGAAAAUGGGCACUUCUUGUAUCUGGAGGCUACCCCGGUGGGCCUUCGGGGCGAAGAAGCACACCUCAAGAGUGGUCUGUGGCAAGAAUCCAGCACUGCCUGCACCUUGAGCUUCUGGUAUUUUAUAUCUGCAAAAGCCACGGGGUCCAUUCAGAUCCUCGUUAAGACAGAGAAAGGACUCUCAAAAGUAUGGCAAGAAAGUAAGCAGAACUCUGGAGAUCAUUGGCAAAAGGCUGUCAUCCUUCUGGGAAAGUUAAGGAAUUUCGAAGUCAUAUUUCAAGGUAUCAGAACAAGGGAUCUGGGAGGAGGAGCUGCAAUUGAUGACAUUGAAUUUGAAAACUGCAUGACUGUGGGAGAGACUUCUGAGAUUUGCCCAGAAACCACUGACUUUUUGUGCCACAACAAGAAGUGUAUUGCAUCCCACCUUGUCUGUGACUAUAAACCAGACUGCUCUGAUAGGUCUGAUGAAGCUUACUGUGGCCAGUAUACAAGCACAACCGGAAGCUGCAAUUUUGAAACAACUGUAGGAAACUGGACCACAGCUUGCAAUCUUACUCAAGAGUCUCAAGAUGACUUGGAUUGGUCCAUUGGCAGCAGAAUUCCUACUGAAACAUUGAGUCCAGACCCUGAUCACACACCAGGUAGUGGCCAGCACUUCCUGUAUGUCAACUCAUCUGGCCCCAAAGAAGGAUACACUGCAAGAAUCACUACUUCUCAGUACUUCCCAGCAAGCCUCGGAAUGUGUAGUGUUCGGUUCUGGUUCUACAUGGUCGAUCCCAAGAGCAUGGGAGUAUUAAAGGUGUAUACUAUUGAGGAAUCUGGACUCAACAUCCUGAUGUGGUCAGUGAUCGGCAGUAAAAGAACCGGUUGGCUGUAUGGACAUGUACCUCUCUCCAGUAACAGUCUAUUUAAGGUGGCAUUUGAAGCUGAUUUGAGUGGAAAAGAGAACAUCUUUAUUGCCUUAGAUGACAUCUCCUUUACCCCAGAAUGUGUAUUUGGAGGUCCUGUCACAAUACAGCCGUCGCCGUGUGAAACUGAUCAGUUUUCUUGUAUCUACACAGUCCAGUGUGUGCCCCUCUCAGGGAAAUGUAAUGGACAGGAAGAUUGCACAGAUGGGUCUGAUGAAAUGGGUUGUUCCCUCAGCCCCGCUCCUCAGCUCUGUGGUCAUACGGAGUUCCAGUGCUCUACCAGCGAGUGUAUCCCGUCCCUCCUGCUAUGUGAUGGAGUGCCUGACUGUCACUUUAAUGAAGACGAAUCCGGCUGCUCCAAUGAGAACUGUUCUGAUGGAGCUUUGAUGUGUGCCUCUUCUAACAGCUGUAUCCCAGUACACAAGCGCUGUGAUGGUUUUGCUGACUGCAUGGAUUUCCAACCUGAUGAAUCCAGCUGCUUAGAGUGUCCAAGAGGUUACUGCAGAAAUGGUGGGACUUGUGUGGUGGAGAAGAAUGGUCCUAUGUGUCGAUGUGGACAAGCAUGGAAGGGAAAUCGUUGCCACAUCAAGGUUAACCCUCCAAUUGCUGACUUCACGAACACUCAGAACAAUAUAUGGACCCUCCUGGGUAUUGGAUUAGCUUUCCUAACAACUCAUAUUACUGUAGCAGUCUUGUGUUUUCUUGCCAACAGAAAAGUACCAGUAAGGAAAACUAAAAGAAGUGUUAACUGUGCAUUUGUUAAUCCAGUUUAUGGGAACUGGAGCAACCCAGAGAAAACAGAGAGUUCUAUAUACUCCUUCUCAAAUCCGUUAUAUGACACAACAUCAGGAAGCCUGGAGACUAUAUCUAAUCAUCAUAAAUAGUGCCAUCAAGAUCAAGUAUGACUGGGACUUCCCUGGUGGUCCAAUGAUUAAUACUCUGCGCUUCC